GGCGCCCGCGCCAAGCUCGGGAGUCCGGGGAAGCCCCGGGUCCGGCUAGGUUCCCUCCCCGCGGCUCUCGCUCUCUCGGACAGCGCAGCGGAGGGAGUGCGGGCGCAGCCUUCGCCCUCAGCCCUCGAGCUCAGCCUCCGCAUCUCUCGCAUCCCUCCUCUCACCUCCCCUUCGCCACCCCCACCUUGUCUCCUCGAGCCGUGGCGACGCGGCUUCUCCCACAACCUGAGCGCCCGCGAGGAUUCCCAGCGCACUUUGUUGCGCCGGGUUCCAGCUUCUCCGGGAUGUCAGUGACAAUGUGAGUGCCUUUUCAUCAGGUGUUUCCUUCUGCGUCUCCACCCUCUCAAAAAUCCAGGGGUGCGGAGAUCUGCGGGCUCUGUGAGGAGCGCGGUGCCAGCCAAGCGACCCAGAAGAAAACUUUGGGAGAUUUAAAAAUUGGGGUUGAUGAAGGCUGCUCCCUCCCGCACCUAAUAAUUCAACUGCUUUUUGAUUUUGUAUUUUAUCCUGAAGAGCUUUUGAAAACAAAACUCAGGAUCGGAUGAAGAUAACGUUCCAAAAUAAUAAUGACUGUAGCCCCCGCCCUUGAGGUGAAGGUUAUUCAGAAGAUUACUUUGAUCAAUAUCUCCAAGUGUUUUGGAAUGCUUAUUAAUGUGGAAUUAGGGUUGAUUUUGUGCAAAGUGUGUGUGUGUGUCCCAAGACAUGCUCGGGAAAGAUAAACAGCAGGGAUUCAAGGGUCUUUUUGCCAGGCCUUUGCCUACUGCCGGGCGAUUCAGAGCGCCUUCAUCGUGUGAUUAAUUUGUUUUCUUAUGGACUUGUGUGCACCCCAACCCCUCCUUGAGUGCGUGCGAUGUCUUUUUAUGAAGUUCAUUUCUUCCGCAACCCUGACCCCUCCUCCCUCCGACAGCAAGGCCGUCGCACCCGAGAACGGGUCAUGCCAACCCUGUCCCAAUGAAUGGAUCACUUCUGGGCGCCCCUGGGCGAGGGGCUGGACUUCGUGACCGAGAGCUAACUUCUGGGGAGCAGCAGGGUCGCGGCAACCCAAGUUCUGGGUUUGCUGUGGGCCACCCAGUGUCAGGUCCCUGCGCGUUUUAUUGCGACCUGCCGGUGGGAACUUUGUCUCCAAGUCGGAGCAGCAUGGAGCGGCGGAGCGAGAGCCCGUGUCUGCGGGACAGCCCCGACCGGCGGAGCGGCAGUCCCGACGUCAAGGGUCCUCCCUCGGCGAAGGUGGCCCGGCUGGAGCAGAACGGCAGCCCCAUGGGAGCCCGCGGGAGGCCCAACGGCGCCGUGGCCAAGGCCGUGGGAGGUUUGAUGAUUCCUGUCUUUUGUGUGGUGGAGCAGUUGGACGGCUCUCUUGAAUAUGACAACAGGGAAGAGCAUGCUGAGUUCGUCCUGGUUCGCAAAGACGUGCUUUUCAGCCAGCUGGUGGAGACUGCGCUCCUGGCCCUGGGCUACUCCCACAGCUCAGCGGCGCAAGCACAAGGAAUAAUCAAGCUGGGGAGGUGGAACCCUCUCCCCCUCAGUUAUGUGACAGAUGCACCCGACGCGACAGUGGCCGACAUGCUGCAAGAUGUCUAUCACGUCGUGACGUUGAAAAUCCAAUUACAAAGUUGUUCGAAGUUGGAAGACUUGCCUGCAGAGCAGUGGAACCAUGCCACGGUCCGCAAUGCCUUAAAGGAAUUGCUUAAAGAGAUGAACCAGAGCACAUUAGCCAAAGAAUGCCCUCUCUCCCAGAGUAUGAUUUCAUCCAUUGUAAAUAGCACAUAUUAUGCCAACGUGUCAGCAACCAAGUGCCAGGAGUUUGGGAGAUGGUAUAAAAAGUACAAGAAAAUUAAAGUGGAAAGAGUGGAACGAGAAAACCUUUCAGACUAUUGUGUUCUGGGCCAGCGUCCAAUGCAUUUACCAAAUAUGAACCAGCUGGCCUCCCUGGGGAAAACCAACGAACAGUCUCCUCAUAGUCAAAUCCACCACAGUACUCCAAUCCGAAACCAAGUGCCCGCAUUACAGCCCAUCAUGAGCCCUGGUCUUCUUUCUCCCCAGCUCAGUCCACAACUUGUCAGGCAACAAAUUGCCAUGGCCCAUCUGAUCAACCAACAGAUUGCCGUUAGCCGGCUUCUGGCUCACCAGCAUCCUCAAGCCAUCAACCAGCAGUUCUUGAACCACCCACCCAUUCCCAGAGCAGUUAAGCCAGAGCCAACCAACUCCUCUGUGGAAGUAUCUCCAGAUAUCUACCAGCAAGUCAGAGAUGAGUUGAAGAGAGCCAGUGUGUCCCAAGCUGUCUUUGCAAGAGUGGCAUUCAAUCGCACACAGGGGUUGUUGUCUGAGAUUCUGCGGAAGGAAGAAGACCCUCGGACAGCAUCUCAGUCUCUUUUAGUAAACCUGAGAGCCAUGCAGAAUUUCCUCAACCUGCCUGAAGUGGAGCGGGACCGCAUAUACCAGGAUGAGAGAGAGCGGAGCAUGAACCCCAAUGUAAGCAUGGUCUCGUCAGCCUCCAGCAGUCCCAGCUCCUCCCGAACCCCUCAGGCCAAAACCUCGACACCGACAACAGACCUCCCCAUUAAGGUGGACGGCGCCAACGUCAACAUCACAGCUGCCAUUUAUGACGAGAUCCAACAGGAGAUGAAAAGGGCCAAGGUGUCUCAAGCCCUGUUUGCCAAAGUGGCUGCAAAUAAAAGUCAGGGCUGGCUGUGUGAACUGCUCCGUUGGAAGGAGAACCCCAGCCCAGAAAACCGCACUCUCUGGGAGAACCUCUGUACCAUCCGUCGUUUCUUGAAUCUUCCCCAGCAUGAGAGGGAUGUGAUUUAUGAAGAGGAAUCAAGGCACCAUCACAGCGAGCGCAUGCAGCACGUGGUUCAGCUUCCCCCGGAGCCAGUGCAGGUCCUUCACAGACAGCAGUCUCAGCCAGCCAAGGAGAGCUCUCCUCCCAGAGAAGAAGCACCCCCACCACCUCCUCCGACCGAAGACAGUUGUGCCAAAAAGCCUCGGUCUCGUACAAAGAUCUCUUUGGAAGCCCUUGGUAUCCUCCAAAGCUUCAUUCAUGAUGUGGGCCUCUACCCUGAUCAGGAAGCUAUCCAUACUCUUUCUGCUCAGCUGGAUCUCCCCAAACACACCAUCAUCAAGUUCUUCCAGAACCAGCGGUACCACGUGAAACAUCAUGGGAAGCUCAAGGAACACCUGGGCUCGGCAGUAGAUGUGGCCGAGUAUAAGGACGAGGAGCUGCUGACGGAGUCAGAAGAGAAUGACAGUGAGGAAGGCUCGGAGGAGAUGUACAAAGUGGAGGCUGAGGAGGAGAAUGCGGAGAAAAGUAAGGCCGCACCCGCUGAAAUUGACCAGAGAUAAUGUGAACUCCAAUCAGGCAAAGCAAUACACCGGUCCAAGGAUUUUCUGUUUUAGUUUCUCUGAAAACUUUUUUUUUUUUUUUUGCCUUAUUUUACUUUUGUCUUUUUUGGUCUUUUUGUUCUCCUUCCUUUUUUUUUUUUUUUUUGACAUUUCUUUGUUGCACAGGAUACACCUGUAGACUGAAUAAGUUCAGUAUUUCCGAAUCAGACAUCGCCUUGGCAAAGACACUAAAGUGUUAUGCUUUACAAUGGACUGGAUCGUAGUCAUUAUAAUCACAGGAGACUCUGCCUUCAUUAUCCUUGCACUUAUGGAAGAGACACCAGGCAAGUUCCCAGAUGAAAAGACCUACGAAAUAAAUGAAGGAAGCUACAAGUGUGUGUGUAUAUGUAUAUGUAUAUAUCUAUAUAUUUACAUAUAUAUAUUAAAUUGCAUGGGACAGAGAACUUUACAAUCCGAAAGAAUAGACUGUGAAAUGAGUUCUUAAAGAAGAGACUUGUUUAUGUAUUAAAAAAAAACAAACCACUUCACAGUGAGUCGCUUUGGCUUUUUGAUAAACUGCGGCCUGCUCUCAGGGUGGGGUGACUUAUUUUUGAAUUCCUAUUUAUUUUCUGUGUUUGUCCCUGAUUUUUUUUUUUUUUAAUUCUAUGGCUUCCUAUCUGGCAGCUUGAUGGGUAAUUUUUGAGGUAUGUAUUUAACUAAAUAAAUCAACACUGCCAAAAAAAGUAAAAGAAAGAAAGAAGAAUAAAGUGGAAAAAAAAUCAGGGCACCUUAAAAUGAUACCAGUCACAUUAAUCUUAAAGACACAAUGCACACUUAAAUGACUCGAUGUGUUCCGUUACUCAACUUGUUGUUACUGUAGUGAACAGGUGCAUUUCUGUGGAAUUCCAAACGAGUGAAGCUGAAAUUCAGUGCAGAGAAAACUCGUUUAUUAGUGCAGCUUCGAUAAAAUGACAUUUUGACAUCAGACAAGUGGAAUUCACAGUAUGAGCCACAUUUUAUUGUGAAAUUUAUUUACCUGCUCGUGGCUUCAGAUCUUAAAAUUAAUAAGCCUGCUCAUUUUAACUUGUUUAUUGUUGCUGUUUUCUUUUACUUUUCUUUUUUUUUUUUAAAUAGAAAAUAGUUCAAUGUAAUGUUAAGUUAGAAAAGAAGUUGCUGCCCAGGUAAAGGGGCUCCUUCUCAAAUAAAUCCCCGUCCCUCCAGCUCCCAAGAGAUGUUUCUCAUUUUUGUUUCACUUUGGGUGUCUUCUUCUUCGUAUACAUUCCAUCCACUUAACCAGACAUUUUUAGUCCUUGCUCUCAUGCACCUCAUCCCUUCCCUGCUAUGGGAGCAGCCCUAACGAAAACCUGUUUUUAAAUCAUUGUGCAGCUCCAAGCAAUAGAGUAAGCAAAGCAAUUUCAGUGGAAUCACCUACUUGUCAUAAACUGAAACAUUUUCCCAGUCACCUACAUAGCAGUUACCUUACGUAAAGCAGAACUAAUGCCAACUGGCUGUUUAAGGGAAUGAGCAUUAAAGCUGCAAUCUACUAUAGUUCUCCCACCGCCUUUAGCUUCCCAUCAGAAACCAUUACUUCCCACUGCUACUUCUAGUCAUUGCAAGAGGAGACCUCACCUUCAGGACUGGCCAAUCGAACCUAACCCAUUCAAGGUGGCCAUCAAACAGUCCCACACAGUUGGAUUUUUUUUAAGAGUUGUGCUCUCAUGCAACCUUGUCAAAGACCUCAUGCAAUAUCACUUUGAAAGUUAUUUUCUGUUUACUACACAAACAUUGUAAUAUAACUGUUAAUACUAUUUAUAUAUUUGAAAGGUAUAAAAGGUCGGAGUUAAAAAAAAAACCUCUAUUUGUAGAUAUUAACUCAGAACUUACGAUAUACAGGGAGAAGACAUGUUGCAAUACAAGCUAAUUCUAGCUGCUCAGUAACCUCUGGAGUUUUUAAAGGGACAUUUUCCUGUACUUUUUCAAAUAAUGAUGUUUAAAAAAUUAUCUUGACACGAGCGUCAUAUACCUUUGCAAAAGGAUGGUGGUUUGCAGUCAAGCCCUGGGCCCAUCCUUCCUAUUUCUGUAGUAUGCUGCAGCUUUAAUCAGAAAGUCCGUGGUUGCUGCUUCCUGAUCUCCGAGUUACUCUUUUCCAAAUUGUCUUCUUACACUGUUGCUGAAGGUCACUCUGUACACCUAAUGGAAACUGAUUUUGCCAAGCUCUUACAAGGUGGUUCAUCUCUCGAUGGCAUCCGCAUUUGGUAUCUUUUACACUUCAACCAAAAAUUUAUUAGGUAUUUUUCAAUGCUAAGUCUUGCCUUUUAUUUUUUAAUUUCACUGCCAAGUUUGCAGUGGUUCUAAGUGAAUCUGUGGGCAUUUUAGCCUGUGGUCUUGCCAGAUCUUUGCGAAUUACAAUGCAUAUAUGUCUAUUUAUUCAAUAUCUGUCAUAUAAUAUCUAUUUGGAAGAAGAAACUUUCUCUUGUAGUGCCUCUUGACAAAGCACAAUUUCCCGCCCCACCCCUUUUUUUUUUUUGUGAAAUGAAAAAACAAAUUGUGUUUUAUUGCGGUAUCAACAAUGUGAAUAAGGAUUAACAUAUUGUAAAUGUUCUUUUUUCCAUGUAAAUCAACUAUCUUUGUUAUCACUAAGUGAUAAUUAAUUUUUAACUUAUGUGCAUUGUUAGGCUGUUAGAAUUUUUUGGUUGUUAAAAUAAAACGCAUUCAAAAAAUA
Bubalus bubalis (water buffalo) is the source of this 6037-nucleotide messenger RNA. It is a transcript of the gene SATB2, whose product is annotated as SATB homeobox 2. The record is from RefSeq and is a predicted model, not a curated record. Lineage: Eukaryota; Metazoa; Chordata; Mammalia; Artiodactyla; Bovidae. Gene Ontology annotation, molecular function: RNA polymerase II cis-regulatory region sequence-specific DNA binding; DNA-binding transcription factor activity, RNA polymerase II-specific. Gene Ontology annotation, biological process: regulation of transcription by RNA polymerase II; chromatin remodeling. The transcript is spliced from 11 exons. The coding region runs from base 949 to 3336 and encodes 795 amino acids.